AUGAGGGGCGAGGCGAGGAUGCUGUGCGCGCUGGGCCUGGUGCUGCUCUGCGUGGCGGCGCUCCUCCAGGGCGCGCACUGCCGCGGCGGCGGCGGCGGGGGACACGGCGGAGGUGGAGGUGCAGGCCAUGGAGGGGGCGGAGGUCGCGGAGGCGGAGGCUCCGGGAGAGGGCGCUCAGGCGGGAGGGCCCGCCCGAUCAUCGCCGGCGCGGGCGCGGGCGCCCUCGCUGGGGCUGGCGCGGGCGCGCUCGCCGGCAGGGCCGCGUCGGGGUCGCACGGCCGCAGCGCCGCGGGCGAGCCGCGCGUCGCCUGGAGGGCCUCCGGCGCCGCCGCCGCCCUCGCGGCCGCCGCGCUCGUUCGGUGGCUCUGA
Aegilops tauschii subsp. strangulata is the source of this 369-nucleotide messenger RNA. The record is from RefSeq and is a predicted model, not a curated record. Lineage: Eukaryota; Viridiplantae; Streptophyta; Magnoliopsida; Poales; Poaceae.